Molecule: messenger RNA, 519 nt
Organism: Rosa chinensis
Lineage: Eukaryota; Viridiplantae; Streptophyta; Magnoliopsida; Rosales; Rosaceae
Exons: 2
Coding region: 1-519 (172 amino acids)
Biological process (GO): DNA integration
Molecular function (GO): nucleic acid binding
Source: RefSeq, a predicted model, not a curated record
AUGGAUCCAAUUUUGAAGUACAUGGUUGACGGUCUGGCCCCGGACGAUAAGGUUAAGGCCUGGCGACUCCAAUUAAGGUCAGCUCAAUACAUGAUCAUGAAUGCAAAGUUAUACAGGAGAAGUCAUUGCUUCCCCAACCUCAAGUGUGUGACACUAGAGGACGGCCACAAAAUAAUGAAGGACAUACACGCUGGUGUAUGCGGUAACCAUGCAGGGUCCCGGUCUCUUGCACACAAGACCUUGAGGGCAGGAUACUUCUGGCCAACCAUAUCGGCCCUAGCCCAAACAAUAUCGAGUUCUUGCCACAAGUGCCAAAUGUUUGGAGUCCCGGACACCAUAGUUACGGACAAUGGCACCCAGUUUGACAAUGAUGAACUAAGGGCUUACACUGAGAACCUAGGCACCAGAAUCCUCUAUGCAUCCCUGGCUCACCCCCAGACCAACGGUCAAGUCGAGGCCAUCAACAAGAUAAUCAAGAAGAUACUGAAGAAGAAGCUCGAUGAAGCCAAGGGUCUUUAG